AUGGCUGUAUCCAAACAUGCCAUCCCUUCCUUGUCGGAAUACCAGUGCCAGAUUUGUCUGGAAAUUCUAAUAGAACCUGUAACUCUUCCGUGUAACCACACUCUGUGUAAGCCAUGCUUCCUGUCAACCAUCGAAAAGGCAAAUUUAUGCUGUCCUUUCUGUCGCCGCUGGAUAUCUUCAUGGACUCGGUACCAUACCCGAAGGAAUUCUCUUGUCAAUAUGGAACUGUGGGAGACAAUUCAAAAACACUACCCAAAUGAAUGCAAACUCAGAGUUUCGGGGCAAGAAUCAGAGAAAGUUGUUGAUAACUACCAACCAGUUCGCGUGUUAAGUAGACCCGGAGAACUGAGAAAAGAAUAUGAACAGGAAAUGAACAAGAUGGAGGCAGAGCGCCGGGCCCGUGAAGAACAGCAACACAAAGCGAGUGAAGAAUACAUACAAAAAUUGUUGGCCGAGGAGGAAGAGCAACAAAGAAAGACAAGAAAGAGGCAAAGGGAGAUGAAAUGGGAAACGAAUGAACAGGCAAGAAACCUAAGCGCCACCGCUUCCUCUGAAGGAAGUAUCUCAGCUUCUCCUCUGAAUUCCGAGCCAGUUGCAACGAAGUCACAAAAGAAAAGAAAGAACAAACAAAGAAAUAUUGAAGAAAAGUAUUUAUCACCUCUGUCUCAAUUUGAGCCAGCAUCACAGUCUGAGGCUGUACAAGAAGUCAGGAAAAACUAUGUAUCCAAGAACACGGACAGUGAUGUUAAGAGCCCUAUGCAGCAAGAAAUUGAAGAAAACAUGCCAACGGUUUCUCCACAAACAGGCCUUGAAAUUAAAAAACAAGGAGCAAAGUCUUCAAUGGAGUCACCUAUGCCACCAUUUUGUGCCUCUGGUACAAAAAAGCGCCUUGAAGGAAAAGCCAAAACAAUUCCACACUGGCGUGAUAAAAAGUUGGUUGUCUUGCUUGAGAGACUUAAACCUGGAGUUUCCUACUCAAAAGAAGCUGCAGUUAAACCUUAUACCAAAACAGAGAAUAGGAGCACUAUGCCAGAUAUGACACAGAAAAUUGGAAAUGACACUGUCGAGAAAGAAAAAGAGUCUCCCCCACUAAUCAGCAAAAAUACUGCCAAAAGAGAAAACAAGGAAUCUUCAUUUGAAGCAGUCAACAAUCCAUGCUUUUCUGCAAAAAGAGAAAUGUUCCCCAAAUCUUCCUCCGAUCAAGAGGAAUCAGAAGUAAACUUUGCCCAAAAAAUAAUGAAUUUGGAGCACCAAUUAUUUGAGAGACAUAAACAAGAGGAGGAGGAUAGGUUGUUGGCAUUACAACUUCAGAAGCGCGUGGAUAAAGAACAAAUUCAUCCAAACCGGCAAAAAGGAUCCCCAGAUGAGUAUCCUUUCCGAACUGCAUCCUGGCCUUCAACCAACUUGCUAAAUGAAGAGAGGAAGAAGCCCAAAAGUAAGUUCAGAAAGUAAACUGACAUAAAGCAUUCAACAGAUGAAAAUCAGCAGACUUCUUUUAAGAUCCAUUUGAAGCUGUUCAAAAAAGAUGGACAAUGA
This is a messenger RNA of Sciurus carolinensis (gray squirrel), 1536 nucleotides long. Its product is annotated as E3 ubiquitin-protein ligase RNF168-like. The transcript has a single exon. Gene Ontology annotation, molecular function: nucleosome binding; ubiquitin-protein transferase activity; metal ion binding. The record is from RefSeq and is a predicted model, not a curated record. Gene Ontology annotation, biological process: protein ubiquitination; double-strand break repair. Gene Ontology annotation, cellular component: nucleus; site of double-strand break. Lineage: Eukaryota; Metazoa; Chordata; Mammalia; Rodentia; Sciuridae.